UUGGCUGGAAUUUGCUCGGUUUGGCUGAAAAUCCGUGAGUUUUUCGGGGAUUUUGGGGGAAAAUAGGGCGAAAAUGAAAAAUUUGCAAUUUUUUGAUAUAAAAUUCGAGGUUUUCUAUUGAAAACUGAUGGAAAAGCUGGAAAUCAGUGAAUUCUUGGUUUUCAGCACGAAAUUUGGCUGAAAAUCAUGAAAAAUCUGGAAUUUUCAGCUAGAUCCCGAGUUUUGACUGAAAAUCCCGGAUUUUUCGAGUCUAGGCUGAAAUUUAGCGCUGAAAACGUAGAAAAUAAGGAAAAUUAGCUGAAAAUCAGCGAAUUCAUAGUUUUCAGCACACAAUUUGGCUGAAAAUCAUGAAAAAUCUGAAAUUUUGAGCUAGAACUCAAGUUUUAGCUGAAAAUCCUGGAUUUUUCGAGUCUAGGCUCAAAUUUUGUGGUGAAAACCAAGAAAACAAGGAAAAUUAGCUGGAAAUCAGUGAUUUCAUGAUUUUCAGCACAAAAUUUUGCUGAAAAUCUGGAAUUUUCAGCUAAAUCCCGAGUUUUGACUGAAAAUCCCGGAUUUUUCGAGUCUAGGCUCAAAUUUUGCGCUGAAAACCAUGGGAACAUGGAAAAUUAGCUGGAAAUCAGUGAAUUCAUGAUUUUCAGCACGAAAUUUUGCUGAAAAUCAUGAAAAAUCUGGAAUUUUCAGUCGAAAAUCGAGUUCUGACUGAAAAUCCUGGAUUUUUCGAUUCUAGGCUCAAUUUUUGCGCUGAAAACCAUGAAAACAAGGAAAAUCAGGUAGAUCUCAAGGAAUUAUCGGUUUUCAGCACAAAAUUUUGCUGAAAAUGUGGAAUUUUCAGUCGAAAAUCGAGUUUUGACUGAAAAUCCUGGAUUUUUCGAGUCUAGGCUCAAAUUUUGUGCUGAAAACCAUGAAAAGAAGGAAAAUUAGCUGGAAAUCAGUGAAUUCUUGAUUUUCAGCACAAAAUUUUGCUGAAAAUCUGAAAUUUUCAGUCGAAAAUCGAGUUUUGACUGAAAAUCCCGGAUUUUUCGAGUUUAGGCUCAAAUUUUGUGCUGAAAACCAUGAAAACAAGGGAAAUUAGCUGGAAAUCAGUGAAUUCUCGGUUUUCAGCACGAAAUUUUGCUGAAAAUCAUGAAAAAUCUGAAAUUUUCAGUCGAAAAUCGAAUUUUGACUGAAAAUCCCGAAUUUUUCGAGUCUAGGCUCAAAUUUUGUGCUGAAAACCAUGAAAAAAUAGAAAAUUAGCUUGAAAUCAGUGAAUUUUUGAUUUUCAGCACAAAAAUUUGGCUGAAAAUCAUGAAAAAUCUGAAAUUUUCAGCCAAAUCUCAAGUUUUGACUGAAAAUCCUUGGAUUUGUCGAGUUUGGGCUCAAAUUUUGUGCUGAAAACCAUGGAAACAUGGAAAAUUUGGUAUUUUCAGCGUUUUUGACUGAAAUUUUUCCAGAAACUCCUCCAAUUUCGCCAUCUUCAACUCAAAGUGCGUGGAUUUUCAAUUUUUCUAUGUAUUUUUGCUGAAAAAACCAUUUUUCCUCAAUUUUCUUCAUUUUUUUCAAAUUUCCGUGGUUUUCCAGCCAUUUUCAUACCUUUUCGCACAUUUUCAGCCAUUUUGGCUGAAAAUCACCCAAUUUUUCAGAUGUCUUCAACGAUUUUGGGUGCUGGAACAAAUACGGGCCGCGCAUCGCGGUUCACAAUGUCCGAAAGGAAUUUGGGACUUAUGCAGGAGAUUAUUCGCAAAGAUCCCGAAUCUUAUAAGGAGGUAGGGAAUUUUUAGCCGAAAAUUCAAAAUUUUCAUGAAAAACCCGGUUUUUUGACACCGAAUAAGCCUAGAAUUACUGUAGAUCAAAUUUUCCCGCCAAAAGUUGAUCUACAGUAAUCCUAGGCCUAUUUGGUGUCAAAAAACGUGAAUUUUCAUCGAAAAACUGAUUUUUUGAUACCAAAUAAGCCUAGGAUUACUGUGGAUCAAAUUUUGGCGCCUUACAGUAAUCCUAGGCUUAUUUGGUGUCAAAAUACGUGAAUUUUCAGCUAAAAAAUCGAUUUUUGUACCAAAAAAUAGCCAAAAAUCCUCAAUUUCUUCAGGAAUUCCUCGAACAAUUCAACCAUUUCGUUCAAACCAUGAAAUUGCUUCAACUUCAACCCGAACAACACAAAAUGGAAAUGCAACCUCUCAUGGAAUCCGUACUUUUCUUGUCCGGUUUGGCGAAACAUUAUCCCAAGGAAUCGAAACAGUUUUCCGAUAGUUUGUUGCAGAUUUUGAAGGAACAAGGAGCUGGAUUGGAUCCGGAUGUGAGAUUUUUGAGCAAAAAUUAGGCUGAAAAUGAGAUUUUUCAUGAUUUUUAGGGCUAGAAAUCAUGAAAAAUCGAUAAAAACAACCUUGAAACCAGAUUUUUUAUGAUUUUUAACUCGGAAAUCAUGAAAAAUAUAUAAUUACAAGAUUUUUAGGCUAGAAAUCAUGAAAAAUCGAUAAAAUUACCCUGAUAAUGAGAUUUUUCAUGAUUUUUGACCUAGAAAUCAUGAAAAAUCGAUAAACAUAACCUGAAAAUGAGAUUUUUCAUGAUUUUCAGGCUAGAAAUCAUGAAAAAUCGAUAAAAACAACCUUGAAACCUGAUUUUCCAUGAUUUUCAACUUGGAAAUCAAGAAAAAUCGAUAAAAGUCACCCAAAACUCAGAUUUUUAAGCUGGAAAUUGUGAAAAAUCGAUAAAAGUUACUCUAAAUUCAGAUUUUUCAUGAUUUUUUGACUUAAAAACUUUGCGAAUCGCUUUACCGCCCAAAAAAUAUCGAAAUUUCAAUUAUCAGAUUUUUGAAACAGUGAAAAAAUGUCAAAUUGUCAAAAUUUGUGAUUUUUCGAAUAAAUUUACAUUGCUCAUAUUAGCGGAGCUCAAAAAUGCACAAAAUUCGAAAUUUUUUUAAGCAAAACCAUAUUAUGCUCAAUUUAAUAUUAUUGUGAGCUCUUGAUUUUUUGUUAUCAAAAAUUUGAAACAGUGAAAAAAUUAUUAAAAAAAAAUUUUCAGAGGAUUGCUCAUAUUAGCGAAAUUUAUAAGCACUUCUGAAAAUUGCAGAAAAAUUCAAAAAUUUGUCAAAAUCCUGAUUUUUUGAGCUCAAAAAUUAGGCUUAAAGGGGCUUGAUUCAGGCCUUAAAAUAGGCUCAUUUUAGGCUUGAAAUUAGGCUCGUUUUAGAGUUAAAAUAGGCUCAUUCUAGGCCUAAAAAUAGGCUCAUUUCAGGCCCAAACAUAGGCCUAUUUUGAGCUCAAAAUAAGGUUUAUUUCAGGCCUAAAAAUAGGCUCAUUUCGGGCCUGAAGAUAGGCCCGGUUCAGGUCUGAAAUUAAGUCUAUCUCAGGCCCGUCUCAUGCCUAAGAUUAGGCUUAUUUCAGGCCUCAAAAUAAGCCUAUUUUACGCAUAGAAUUAGACUCGUUUCAGGCCUAAAAAUAGGCUAAUUUCAAGUCUGAAAAUAGGCUCAUUUCAAGCCUAAAAGAAGGCUCUUUUUAGGCCUGAAAAUAGGUUUAUUGUAGGCCUGAAAUAAGGCCCAUUUCAGGCUCGAAAUUCCAAAAAAUAGCCAAAAUUUCUAAUUUUUAACGAAAGUCACAUGAAAUUAAUCUGAAAAUGGAUGAAAUUUUCGAAUUUCCAUACCAAAAACCCUUCCAAAACCUAUAUUAAGCAUAAAAGUUCCAAAAAAUAGCCAAAAUUCAUCAUUUUCAAUGAAAUUUACAUGAAAUUGAUCUGAAAAUGAUGAAAUUUUCGAAUUUUCAUACCAAAAACUCCAAAAAAAAUUUCGUUCCAGGUUCGUAUGUCCUUCUGUAAAGCCCUUGUUCUUCUUCGCAAUCAAGAUAUGCUAAAUGCAAUCGAGUUAAUGGAAGUCUUCUUCGAAUUGGUGAAAAUCGAAGAUAAACAUCUCAGAAAAUUCGUUUUGUCGUCAAUUUCCGCUCAUUUGAAGCGAUUAUAUCACAAGAAGAAAGAUGUGAAAAUCCUGGGAAAAAUUCAGAAUUUGUGUUUCUCAAAAAUCAAAGAUUCACGAUCGAUUGUGGCGAGAGCCGCCCAAUUGAUUUGUAUCGAUGCGUUUCGACGCAAAUUUUGGAGAGAUGAACGGACUGCGAAUGUUAUUGCGGAGGCUUGUUUUCAUCGAGUCGCCAAGAUUCAGGUGAGUAUUUCGGGCUGGAAAUGGGGAAAAAUGGUGAUUUUUGAGCUAAAAAUCGUGAUUUUUUGACCUAUAAAUGUUGAAAAUCGAGAUUUUUAGCGAAUUUUGAGCUAGAAAUGCUGAAAACCCAGCUAAAACUCAAGAUUUUCAGUUAAAUUUGAGCUAGAAAUGUUGGAAAUUGUGAUUUUUCAGCCUGAAAUCCUUAUUUCUAGCUGAAAUUUGAGAUUUUCAGCGAAUUUUGGGCUAGAAAUGCUGAAAAUCGUGAUUUUUCAACCUGAAAUCCUUAUUUCUAACUAAAAUUCGAGAUUUUCAGCGAAUUUUGAGCUAGAAUUGCUGAAAAUCAUAAUUUUUAGCGAUUUUUUGAGCUAAAGUUCUAGAUUUUCAGUCAAAUUCCAGCUUAAAAUGCUAAAAAUCAAGCUGAAAUUAAUAUUUUUCAUCAAAAAUUCCAAAAAAAUGCAUUCUUUUGGCUGAAAAUCCCAAUUUUCUAGACAAUUUUCAACCAGAAAAAUUCACUGUUUCAGAAUUUUUUAAAAUUAUUUUUUAGAUUUUUUUUUAGACAAUGACUGUGUUCAUAGUACCAGUAGGAUCGUUCAAUUUUUCUGAAAAUUGCAAAAAUUUUGGCAUUGCUCAUAUUAAACUUGGAAAAUUCAUUAUUUUUUAGCAUUGCUCAAUAAAUCCAAAUUUUAAACCAAAAAUCCAAGAAAUUUAAGCAUUGCUCAUGUUAAACUCAAAAAAAUCCCAAUUUUCAACUGGAAAUUCAAGACAAUUGAGCAUUGCUCAUGUUAAACCUGAAAAAUCCCCGAAUUUACUAUAAAUUUGAAAUUUUGAGAGCUUUGCUCAUGUUAAACUUUAAAAAAUCUUUAAAAAUUCUAGGCAUUGCUCAGAUUAACGAAAAAAUCAAUUUUUCAAUGAAAAUUGCAAAAAUUUUGGCAUUGCUCAUAUUAAACUUGACAAAAUCCAAAUUUUAAACCAAAAAUCCAAGAAAUUUGAGCAUUGCUCAUAUUAAACUUCAAAAAAUCCCGUUUUCAUAUAUUUUUCCAUCAAAAUUUCAGCAUUGCUCAUAUUAAACUCGCUCCCAAUUUUCCAGGUAACAUCCAUGAAAUUUUUCCUCGGAAAUCAAUCAGAAAACGGUGAAAAUUCGGACGAAGACAGUGAAAUCGAUUCAGAAGACGAAAAAAACAACACAAAAACACUGAAAGAAGUGAUGACGUCAUUCAGAAAUGUGAAAAAAACGAGAAAACGCGCGAAAAAUGUGGAAAGAGCCAAGAAAAUGAUAAACAAGAAGAAGAAGGCGAAAAAAGAGGGAAGAAGCAAAGAAUGCAAUCUGAUGGCAAUUCAAUCGAUUUAUGAUCCACAAGAAUUUGCCGAUAAAUUGUUUGGAAUGUUGGAGAGCAAAAAAGUGGAUAAAUUUGAGGUUUGAGAGGGUUUUGGGGUGAAAAAUUGAGAAAUUUGGGGAAUUUUGAAGGUUUUUGAGCCAAAAAUAGUGAAAAUGAGCAUUUUUAAGCUGAAAUUCAUCAAAAGUUGAGAUUUUUGACCCAAAAAUAGUGAAAAAUGAGCAUUUUCAAGCCUAGAAACCUGAAAUUCAUCAAAAUUGAGAUUUUUGACUCAAAAAUAGUGAAAAAUGAGCAUUUUUAAGCCUAGAAACGUGAAAAUCAUCAAAAAGCGAGAUUUCUGAAGGUUUUUAACCUAAAAAUAGUGAAAAAUGAGCAUUUUUCAGCCUAGAAGCCUGAAAUUCAUCAAAAGUUGAGAUUUUUGACCCGAAAAUAGUGAAAAAUGAGCUUUUUUCAGCCUAUAAACCUGAAAUUCAUCAAAAUUUAGAUUUCUAAAGGUUUUUCACCUAAAAAUAGUGAAAAAUCGAUAUUUUCACACCCAAAAACCCAAAAAAUCCACAUUUUCAACCCAAAUUAAUUCCAGGUUCGCCUAUUCCGAAUUGCUCUUUGUGCUCGAGUUAUCGGAAUUCAUCGUCUUCACACAUUGUCGUUCUACUCGUAUUUACACAGAUAUUUGCAGCCAAAACAGAGAGAUGUUGGUUUUUUUGGGGAUUUUUGAGCAAAAAUUUGAAAAAAUGGAGAAAAAUGAGCUAGAAAACAUGAAAUUUGGUGGAUUUUGACCUGGAUUUAAUUGCAGGUCACCAAAAAUCCGAAAUAUUCAUUAAAACCUUUGAAAAUAGCUGGAUUUCACUGUUUUUACUGAAAAUUCUGAAAUUUUAGCACAAAAAUUUCAUGAAAAACCUGAAAAUCUUGAAAGUUAGCCUAAUUUUAAUUGGAAAUUGACUGAAAUAGCUGAAUUUCAUCAAAACUAGGCUGAAAAUUCACCAAUUUUUCAAAUUUUUCACCGAAAAAUCACUAGAAGUUAGCCUAAAUUCAGAAAAAUUGCUAAAUUUCAUCAAAAAUUCUCUAGAACUUACCCUAACUCCCCUAGCUUUCAUCCCAAGCCUAAAUUUAAUUCCAGGUCACCAAAAAUCCUGUAAAUUCUGGAAAGUUAGGCUAACUUCUAAUAAAAAUUGACUGAAAAACCGAAAUUUUCAUCAAAAAUUCUGAAAAUAGCUGGAUUUCGAUUAAAAAUUCAUUAAAACUCAGCUAGAAUCCUGAAUUUAAUUUCAGGUUUCAAAAAAUCCCUAAUAAAUUCAGAAAAGUUUCCAAACUUCGUCAAUUUUUCGAAUUUUUCACCGAAAAACCACUAGAAGUUAGCCUAAAUUCAGAAAAAUUGCUAAAUUUCAUCAAAAAUUUCUCUAGAACUUAGCCUAACUCUUCUCCUCUCCCCUACCAAGCCUUUUCCACUUCUCUAGAUCAAAAAUUUAAUUCCAGGUCACCAAAAUCCUUCUCUACGCCGCUCAAUCAUGCCACGAAAUGGUUCCCCCAGACACCGUCGAACAACUUCUCCGCGUCAUUGCCAACAAUUUCGUGACCGAUCGAAAUUCCCCAGAAGCCAUGACUGUGGGAAUCAAUGCGAUUCGCGAGAUUCUCGCGAAUUGCCCAUUCGCUGCCACUGAAGAAUUGCUGCGCGAUUUGGCUGACUACAAAACAUACAAAAAUAAGAAUGUAUCGAUGGCAGCAAGAAGUCUUAUCACACUUUUCCGCGCGACGAAUCCGCGACUGUUGGCGCGGAAAGAUCGCGGAAAACCUGGGGAGCGCGGAGAGGCGGAAGAGGAACAGGAGUAUUGCGGAUUUGCACGGCCGAAAGUGCAUGAUUUUGUGCAGGGCGCGGAGGUUUUGGAUGCGGAAGGUGCGGAAGAUUCUGGAGAUGUUCUUGGAGAUGACGUGGAUUCCGAUUCUGAAAUUGAGGUUUCUGACGUGGAUACGGAUGAAGUUGAUACUGAUGGGGAUGAGGAUGAUGGUCCGGUUUUGAAGAAGAGAAGAGUUCAGGAGGAGGAAGAAGAAGUUGAGGAGGAUCAGGAAGAUGAAGAGGAGAUGGAAGGUGAGGGUUUUUGGGGAAUUUUGAGCCAAAAUUCAUGAAAAUCUGAAAAUUUGGGAUUUUUUGAGCCAAAAAUGAUGAAUUUUGAGCUAAAAUUCAUUAAAAAUGAGCAUUUUCAAGCUCAGAAACCUGAAAAUCAUCAAAAAUUAAGAUUUUUGAAGGUUUUUGACCUGAAAAUAGUGAAAAAUGAAGAAUUUUGAGCCAGAAUUCAUGAAAUUUGGAGCAUUGCUCAUGUUAAACUGAAUUUUCACUCAAAAUUCAUGAAAAUUGAGAAAUUUCAGGUCUUAAAAUGAAAAAUUGAGCGAAAACUGAACAUUUUGAGCUGGAAUUCAUGAAAAUUGGAGCAUUGCUCAUGUUAAGAUGAGUUUUGACCCAGAAUUCAUGAAAAUUGAAGAAUUUUGAGCUAAAAUUCAUGAAAAUUGAGUCAUUACUCAUAUUAGUACCAGAAAAUUCAAUUAAAUUACAUUUUUGAAGAAAAACUUGGCAUUGCUCAUGUUAACUCUGAAAAUUUCAGAUUUUUCCAAACGAAAACCCGAAAUUCUGAAAGCAUUGCUCAUACUAAACUCUAAAAACCCGUUUUUCUAGAAAUUUGAAAUUUCCAUUGCAUUGCUCAUGUUAAGCAGAAAAAAUUAUUGAAAUUUUGAAUUUUAAACCAAAAAUUUCGGCAUUGCUCAUAUUAGCUCUGAAAAUCUUUAAACUUUUGCCCAAGAAACGAAUUUUCAUCAAAAAUUCCGGCAUUGCUCAUUUUAAACGUUUUUUUUCAUCAAAAUUACAAAAAUUCCAGCAUUGCUCAUAUUAAACUCCCAUUUUUCCAGAAAUUUCGGAUGAAGAAGGUGAAUUUGAAGAUGAGGAAGAAGAAGAAAAUUCUGAAAUUGAUGAUGAAGAGGAAAUUGAAGCAGAUGAUGAGGAAGAAGCUGAAGAAGCUGAAAAUCCCGCUGAAAAUGCUAAAAAAUUGGCUGAAACCCAAGAAAUUGACCCAAAAAAGAAGGCGGAAGCGAUUUGUUUGGAUCGAAUUUUGACGCAAGAAGAUUUCCGAAACAUCAAAGCAUAUCAAAUGAAAAAACAAUUGAUUGGUGAAAAACGGUUGAAAAAACAGAUGGGAAAAGGAAGAAGUAAUGCGGAUGAGCGAAUUGUUGAGGAAAUGACUGAGAGAUUGGAAAUGUGAGUGAUUUUGAGAUGAAAAUUUUGAGAUGAAAAUUGAGGAAUUUGAUGAAUUUUGAGCUGAAAUUCAUGAAAAUUGAUGAAUUUUGAGCUGAAAAUCAUAAAUUCCAGCCUGAAAUCAAAUUUUUGACCUCUGAAAAUCUGAAAAUUCAAAAUUUCCAAGCUGAAAAUGCCUAGAAACUCAUAAAACCACCAGAAAAAAUUUCACAAUUUUUCACUGUUUCAAAAUUUCCAUGAGUAAAAAAUUGAAGUUUUUGAAAUGCUGUUUUUUUAUUUCCUUUUUUUGAAAAUAUUUCGAUAAUUUUUGGAGCAUUUUGAGCCCAAAUUUCAUCAAUUUCAGCUUAAAAUCAGGUUUUUGACAUCUGAAAAUCUGAAAAUUCAGAAUUUUUGACCUGAAAAUGCCUAGAAACUCACAAAACCCUAGAAAAAAUUUCACAAUUUUUCACUGUUUCAAAAUUUUUAUAAGAAAAAUGUUUGGAAUUUUUCGAUGAUUAUGAUUCGUUUGAUUCUUUAAUUCUAAAAAAAUUGCUCACAUAAUUUUUUGGAGCACUUCGAGCCUUAAUUUCAUCAAUUUCAGCUGAAAAUCAAGUUUUCGACCUCUGAAAAUCUGAAAAUUCGGAAUUUUCGACCCAGAAAUACCUAGAAAAAAAAUUUCACAAUUUUUCACUGUUUCAAAAAUUCUAUGAAUUUUUUAGCGAAAUUUGGAAAUUGAUAUAUCUGUCUAACUAUUUUUUAAUAAAAUAUCGAUUUCCCCCUAAAAUUCCACAGUACCCCAGGAUUACUGUAGCUCAUUUUGUAGAGAAUUUGAAGAGCUACAAAAUGAUACUACACUCUAGUCAUGACGUUGCAAAAUUCUUAAUUUUGGGUCAGAAAAAUUUCACUGUUUCAAAAUUUUUAUGAAAAUUUGAAGAAAAACAUUUUUUUUUGGUCAAUUUUUCAUUAAAUUUUUGAUUUUCUGGCUCAUUUUGGCUCAAAAUUCAUAAAUUUCAGCCUAAAAUCACACCUCGGCCAAGCCGUGGCUAGCCAGAGUACAAUUUUUGGAAAAAUUUAAAUUUCAGUUUUUAGAGGACAAAAACUGAACAAUUCACAAUUUUUGUACUGUAAAAAGUUAGCGUACUAUUUUUUAUUUCGGAAACCACGAUUUUAGCCGAGGUGUGCCUAAAAUCAACUUUUCUACCUCUGAAAAUCUGAAAAUUCAGAAUUUUUGGUCUGAAAAUGCCUAGAAACUAGAAAAUGCCACAAAACCCCUAGAAAAAAUCAAUUUUUCAUCAAAAUUUUGAUUUUCUAGCUCAUUUCGGCUCAAAAAAUUCAAAUUUCAAAUUUUUUUCCAGGAAAAAAUCCUCAGAUGGUUUGGCUCGUCUCUCGGACAUUGAACAAUUCCACAAGAAAAAACGACAGACAAAAGAGGAAAGAUUGGCUGAUGUUGCGGCUGGGAGAGAGGAUAAUGAUUAUAAAUUUGGACGACCAAAGAAAAAUGUGAGUUUUUCCGGGGGUUUUGAGCCAAAAAUCGAGAAUUUUGGUGCAUUUUGAGCAAAAUUACGUGAAAAAUGAGCCUAGAAACCUGAAAAUCCCGGAUUUUUACCUCUAAAAUUCUACAGUAACCCUGGAUUACUGUAGAGAAUCUUGAGAGCUUCAAAAUGAAACUAUUAGCCUUUCAUACGUCGGUGCAUCUCGCUCCAUCGAACAAACACGCUCCGCAUCGCACGCGACGCGCCAAAAAAAGCGCACGAGUUCAAAUGCAAAUUAUUUUUCUUUUUUUUUCGUUUUUUUCUGUUGAACAAUAAAUCUAAACCGACCAACUGAAACAUGCUAUCGAAACCUAUACGACCCGAUUGGUUUGCUGGGCGUGAAGCGGGUAAAGGUUAUAUAGAAUGAAACCUCAUUUUCAAUCAACAUUUUCAGCAGCAUCUCAUGUCCACAGAAGAGGUUUCCGCAAUUUUGGCACUCAGACGCCGAAAUUGACAAAAGUUAAAAAGACCCAGACAUUGGACGAAAAACCAAAACAAGCGGUUGAAACAAAAACCAGUCCUGUAAAUCAAUCCUGUCAAACUUCAAGCGAACAACAACUGAGCGAGCAAGAAGAAAAAGUCAGUGAUAGAGCAACCAUUUUCUGAAAAAAAACUUUGCGAAAAACGAUUUCACCGAAUUGUAAACCUGAAAAUUAUCAAAACAAAAUACAAAUUCCCUGAAACAUCUCAUUUCAACUUAUAUAAACUUUGGAGAAAUCAAAAAUAAUUUAGACAAAUCAAUAAUUUAAACGAAAAACAUUUGGUUGAAAUAAUUAAAUUUCGAACGAAUAAAAUACCAAAAUUUAGCCUAUGAUUUCAAAAAAUUGAACAAAAAGUAAAGAAUAAUUUUGAUAAUUUGUCAUAAAAUAAAAAAAACAAGACAGAUUUCUGUCAAAAUAACUGAAAAACCGCAUUUUUGAAAAAGAAUAGAAGAUAACAAUUUUUAAAAUUAUCAUGAAACAAAAAAUUUAGGAAAUGAGGAAAUAUGUGUCAUUGGGAAAAGCUGUCUCCUGCCUUCCAUUCGAUAUUUUCCAAAAACACACAGAGCUUCAACGAUUGCCGUUGUCGCGAAGAGCAGAAGAUGUUGUUGUUACUCUGAAAGAAAAUUUGAAAAUUAUCAAAGAACAUCUAGGAAAAACUGCAAAAAAUACAAUUUUCGACAAUGUUAACAAAACGACAGCAGCUUUGUCUGGUUUAUCAGUUCGUCUUGUAAAUUCUACACCUGGCUUUGAUCAACCACCGACUCCAUCACCAAAACCAACUUUCAUGACUAAAAGAGAGCGACAAAAACACUAUGCUGACAGCAUUAGUUUGCAAACAAAAAUUAUGAUUAAUGGAUAUUUGCAAACUAAGUGGAAAGAAGAAAGUGUGGUGACAUUGAAAGAAAUGACUGAAUGGCUGCAAACAUAUACUGAUUAUCAAUAUGGUCGCACCGUUCUUUCAUAUGUUCUUUAUGGAUUAGGAUAUUGUUUCAAAAAAAAGCAAAGGAACACAAUUAUUGAAGAAAGACCUGAUCUUAUUGCGUGGAGAACUAGAUUUUUGAGGGAAAUUGAAGAAUAUAGAAAAAAGAAUGCUUAUAUAGUUUAUUAUGAUGAGACUUGGGGAUAUGAAGGAAUGGUAACAGAAAGAGACUGGCAAUGUGCACAUGGAGACAUGUAUGAAAAAGCCAGAAUGGCAAAUAUCGAUGAACCUGUUCAAGGUCCGGCCAAAGGGAAGAAUAAAGGAAGAAGAUGUAUUGUUCUAGGGGUUUUAACGGAAGAUGGGAUUUUGAAAGGAUCAGCAGAAGUCAUAAUUAGCGGGAAAAAACCAGAGGAUCAGUCAGAAGACUACCAUCAAGAGAUGGAUUCUAAGAAAACAGAAGAAUAUAUGAAAAGGAUUAUUCCACUUAUUGCGGCGGAAGCUAAAGCACAAGGAAGAGAAGCUGUUUUAGUGGCGGAUAACGCAAGUUAUCAUAACAAGAUGCGAGAAAAGGCUAGUUUCUUCAAAACAAUUCAAAAUUACAUCAAAAUUACAAUUUCCGUUAAAAUACUAACAAAAACAAUUCAGCCACCCACUUCUGCGAGCACAAUUUCUGAAAUCAAGCAGUUUCUCGACAAACACAACGUCGACUACGAAGGUUUGACGAGAAAACCACAUUUACUUGAUUGCUCCAGGAAAUUCGUUGCCGAAAAUGGUGGACGAAGAAAUUUUAUUGUUUAUGAACUCGAUCACUGGGCCUGGACCGAGCAUCAAGUGAAAAUUUUGAGAACACCUCCAUACCAUUGUUUUUUCAAUGGUAUUGAGUUGUUCUGGAAUCAAUUGAAAGAUCAUACAAGACGCCAAGGAACUACAAAAACACAAGUAGAAACAGUAUGUAGAUUACUAAACAUAGAAUAUAUUCAGGAUUUUUUUAAGGUUCGGGACACCAUGCUAAAAUUCAUGGAUGAAUAUACAGAGGAAGAAGCAAAAAAGAUUUUCAAAAAGAUUUUGAAAACUGAAAAUGAUUUGAGAAAAUUGUUAGAAAAGAGAAGGAUUGAAAUUAUGGCUGAAAUGCCUGAUUUGGAAGAAGAUGAUACAGAAGAAUUAUUGGUAGCUUCAGAUGUGGAGAGUGAUUAUGAAUCAGAUGAUGAAAUGCCACUAUUGCAAGCAAACUGA
Molecule: messenger RNA, 12831 nt
Organism: Caenorhabditis angaria
Lineage: Eukaryota; Metazoa; Nematoda; Chromadorea; Rhabditida; Rhabditidae
Source: the annotation of a GenBank genome assembly